AUGCAGUCUCAACUGAAAGCCUUCCUUAGGAUAACUUCAUAUAAAUGUGAUAUUAUAAGAACACUGACAGUUACGAGUGAUAUAAAGUCAGACGAGAUUUUGAAAUCAUGGAGAGAUGUACCCGGGCCAAAAUCAUUACCAAUUAUUGGACAACUACAUCACUUUUUACCUGGAGGUGAACUAAGGAGUUUUGAAGAGCCUGAUGUAGUACAGAGGUUGUACGAUAAAUAUGGCCCUAUAGUGAGGUUUGACGGUAUGUUUGGAAUGGGCAGUAUGAUUGUAGUAAGCGAUCCGGAAAUAACGGCUUAUAUAUUGAGGAGCGAAAACUUCUCACCAAACCGGCCCGGUUUUGUUUCAUUAGAAUAUUAUAGAAAAGACUACAAGAAAAGCAAGGGUUAUGCGGUUGGGAUAACGGGCCUUAUGACCGAUCAUGGCGAUAAAUGGAAAGAAUUAAGAUCAUCUGUCAAUCCUGUUAUGUUACAACCGAACACUAUUAAACUUUACUGCACUGUGCUUGAUGGAGUGGCCCAAGAUAUGAUUAAAAGAAUGAAAACAGUGAGAGACGAGAAGUACAUGAUUCAAAAUAAAUUCGACAGUGAAAUGAACCUCUGGGCACUAGAAUCUAUUGCUACAGUAGCUCUUGGGUGCCGACUGAACUGUUUAGAUUCCACAUUGCCUGACGACUCACCUGAAAAACAAUUGAUUCAAUGUGUUCAUGAAUUGUUCAACACCGCUACACAACUGGAUUUUAAGCCAAGCAUUUGGCGAUAUGUUUCGACUCCACUGUUCAAAAGAGCCAUGAAACUAUAUGAACAACAUGAAAACCUUACGAAACAUUUCCUCAAAAAAGGUAUGAAGCAGUUGACGUUGAAUACAGAUCAAAAAGCAUCACACGAAAAAGGUGUUUUAGAAAAAUUGCUUGAAAUUAACGAAGAAUAUGCAUAUAUUAUGGCCAGUGAUAUGUUGUUUGCUGGAAUCGAUACGGCUGCCAAUACGAUGACUGCUGUACUUUAUCUUCUGGCGGUUAACCAAGAUAAACAGAAUAAGUUGAGAGAAGAAAUAGUGUCAAAGUCAGAUCGCAAACCAUAUCUGAAAGCGUGCAUCAAAGAAGGACUACGGUUAAUGCCGAUAAUAUCCGGCAAUUUCAGACGAUCUACCAAGCAGUAUAAUAUAAUGGGUUACAGAAUACCUAAGGACAUGAAUCUUGUGUUCAGCAAUAGUCAAAUGUCAUUAAUGGAGCAUCAUUACCCGCGAGCCAGAGAGUAUAUUCCUGAACGUUGGACUGCUGAGAAAAAUGAUCCACUUUACUACGGGAAGGCCCAUCCGUUUGCGUAUGUCCCAUUUGGGUUCGGUACUCGGAGUUGUAUAGGUCGCCGCAUUGCUGAAUUGGAGAUCGAAACGUUUUUAUCACGUGUCAUAGAGAACUUUAAAGUGGAAUGGUUGGGUCCUCCUCCGAAGCUGGAACACUCAUCAGUUUUGCACGUUAAGAGUCCUUUUUACUUUACCUUUAAAGAUAUAAAAUAA
Molecule: messenger RNA, 1524 nt
Organism: Arctia plantaginis
Lineage: Eukaryota; Metazoa; Arthropoda; Insecta; Lepidoptera; Erebidae
Source: the annotation of a GenBank genome assembly